This is a messenger RNA of Prorocentrum cordatum, 909 nucleotides long. NCBI's taxonomy places the organism in Eukaryota, Dinophyceae, Prorocentrales, Prorocentraceae. The record is from the annotation of a GenBank genome assembly.
GCUCCUGAUAAGAAGUUGGCGAAGACGUUGAACGCCGACGACGACGAUGAGGAAUUGGGCAUGGGAAGUGGAGGAGAGGAAGGAGAGAUGGACAUGAAAGGCAUGAUGAAGGCGAUGAUGGGCAUGAUGAAAGGCAUGAGGAAGGACAUGAAAUGCAUUAAGAAGGAGACGGAGGAGAAGAUGGCCAGCAUUCAGCAGACCGUCGAGAUCGCCAGCGAUACCGCAGGGAAGGCCAUGGCGGAGUGUAAGAAGGUCCAGUCGGAGGUGAAAGGGGUCAAGGAUCAUAUCACCAAAUUCGAACGCGACCUGAGGGAGCUUCGCACUACGGUUCAGAAUCGGUCCGACACCAUCCCGGCCACCGACAACCUGCAGACGAUCGAAAAGGGCAUCCGGGAGCUGCAAGUCAUUGCUGCCGGCUUGCAGGAGGCCCAGGACGAGGAGGACAUUAUCGAGCAAGUCACGAAGCGUGUUGUUGAUUUGGGAGCAGGAAGCAAGCACACCGACAUCUUCGUUUACACUGACCCUUCCAAGAUUGGCGUCAUACAGUUCAAGUCGAUCGCAGCAAAGAUCGGCUUCCUCAAAAAAGCUUCCAAUACGACGACCAAAUGGGAUAAUGGCUCAGACAUGCGUUUUAAGAGCAACGAUAUACUGGCGAAGCGUACCAUCGACAAGGAGAUGGGGAAGGUCAAGAGUUUGUUGCACAAUGAGGGUCAAGGAUACAAGCUGGAGGACAUGAAGAUUAAGUGGAAGGAGAGGGUGGUGGAGUUGAAGGGACAGAAGACUUGGAAGAAGGAGGGAGGGGAAGGACUGCAGUACGAGGGAGAAGGGAAAACCGUAGAAGAGGCAGUCAAAUCCUUCAUGACGGCCUGGAAGAGCAAGCGAAUGGGCACCAUAGACGAGGAUCUGUGA